UAAAAACAAAAUUUUCACAGCUCCAUCGUUAGCUUCUUCUUUCUCUCCCCCCCUCACCCCCAAAAUUCUUAUCCAUGGCGUUUCUGUCAAUUCCUAGCAUUUUUUCUCGGGCUGGUCCUGCAAUUCCAUCUCUUUACUCGACUCCACCAGCAUGUCAUUUCCUUCAACCCUCCAUCCAUACUCAGUACUCAUUGCAGCUGAAGCCAUUCAGCAGACAAAACCUUUCGGCACUAUGCACGAGUUACGAGGUCGGCGCUGGAUUUUUGGCGGAGGAAUUUGGAGCUCAAAAUGGAAAUGAUAAAAGUCGUGAACCUGAAAAUAGCAAUUGGGAUAGUUCUCAGUACGCCGCUCUGCUUAAAGGCGGUGACCAAGUUACCUCUGUCCUUGAAGAAAUGGCCAAGCUAUUGGAAGAUAUGAAGAUGGACGAAGCAUCUGAGGAGGUAGCAGUGCAAUUGGCUGCACAAGGAGUGAUUGGGAAGAGAGUUGAUGAAAUGGAGUCCGGUUUCAUGAUGGCCCUUGAUUACAUGAUCCAAAUUGCUGAAAAGGACCAGGACGACAAGCGCAAAUCAAUCUUGGAGGUGAUUAAGGAGACUGUGUUAUCACAUCUUACCAAGAAAUGCCCCCCUCAUGUUCAAGUCGUAGGCCUGCUCUGUAGAACCCCCCAAAAAGAAAGCCGGCAUGAAUUGCUGAGGCGAGUAGCUGCAGGUGGUGGAGUAUUCCAAAGUGAGAAUGGCACAAAAGUUCAUCUUCCUGGCGCAAAUUUGAAUGACAUAGCUAACCAGGCUGAUGAUAUUCUGGAGACAAUGGAAUCUCGUCCUGUUGUACCUGAUAGGAAGUUACUAGCAAGAUUAGUUUUAAUCAGAGAAGAAGCUAGGAACAUGAUGGGAGGUGGAAUACUUGACGAAAGAAAUGAUCGUGGCCUGAAUACACUGCCUGAAUCAGAGGUGAACUUUUUAACUAAACUUGUUUCCUUAAGACCAGGGAAAACUGUACACGACAUGAUAAAAAAUGUGAUGCUGGGUAAAGAGGAAGGUGCAGAAAGUUCGGAUGAUGAAGUUAGUAAUGCUGGUGGAAUUGCAGGAAGGGCAAGUGUAAGUGGGCGUAAACCAUUGCCUGUGCGCCCUGGCAUGUUUCUUGAGACAGUUUCUAAGGUGUUAGGUGGCAUAUAUGGAGGAAAUAUCUCUGGAGUCACAGCACAGCAUCUUGAAUGGGUUCGCCAGAACACACUUCAAAUACUUCAAGAGAUAGCAUUCUAGUUGUUCCUUGCACUAAUUUGUAGGAACGCUCGGAGAAGAAAGCCGAUCUAUCCUGUCUAAAUAUCUA
Nicotiana tabacum (common tobacco) is the source of this 1323-nucleotide messenger RNA. NCBI's taxonomy places the organism in Eukaryota, Viridiplantae, Streptophyta, Magnoliopsida, Solanales, Solanaceae. The record is from RefSeq and is a predicted model, not a curated record.